GCGCUUCUACUGAGCUGCGGAAAGACAGAAGUGGAGCGCGAGCACGGGAGAGGGAGUGCGUGCCGGGUUUAUUUGUAAAAUUAACAAAAAUGCAGAUUAAGAUGUUGUGUCAAAUUGUUUCUGUCGCAUUGUUGGCGCUUUCUGUUAAUGCAGCCGUCUAUUUUCAAGAGCAGUUUCUGGAUGGAGAUGCCUGGAAAAGUCGGUGGGUGAAUUCUGAACACAAAUCCGAUUACGGGGAGUUUAAACUGACUGCUGGUAACUUCUAUGGGGAUGCGGAGAAAGAUAAAGGUCUGCAAACCAGUCAGGAUGCCCAUUUCUAUGCCACCUCUGCCCGCUUCGAGCCCUUCAGCAAUGAAGGCAAAUCCCUGGUGAUCCAGUUUACCGUCAAACACGAGCAGAAGAUUGACUGUGGUGGUGGAUAUGUUAAAGUCUUUCCUGCUGAUCUCAACCAGGUUGAAAUGCAUGGAGACUCCCAGUAUUACAUCAUGUUCGGACCCGAUAUCUGUGGCUACAGCACUAAGAAGGUUCAUGUUAUCUUCAACUACAAAGGGAAGAAUCACCUUAUCAAAAAAGAAAUCAAAUGCAAGGAUGAUGAACUGACUCACUUGUACACACUGAUCCUGAAUCCAGAUCAGACUUAUGAGGUAAAGAUCGACAAUGAAAAAGUGGAAUCCGGAUCUCUGGAGGAGGAUUGGGACAUCCUGCCCCCAAAAACGAUCAAGGACCCCAACGCUAAGAAACCCGAAGAUUGGGACGAUCGUGCAAAGAUCGAUGAUGAGACUGACACUAAACCUGAGGACUGGGAUCAGCCUGAGAAUAUUCCUGAUCCUGAUGCUAAGAAGCCAGAAGACUGGGAUGAGGAUAUGGAUGGCGAGUGGGAACCUGCCGUGAUCCCGAACCCAGAGUAUAAGGGUGAGUGGAAACCAAAACAGAUCGACAACCCAAACUACAAAGGAGUUUGGGUGCACCCCGAGAUCGACAACCCCGAGUACAGCGCCGACGCCGAGAUCUACAAAUUUGACAACAUUGGAGUACUUGGGUUGGAUCUCUGGCAGGUGAAGUCUGGCACUAUUUUCGACAACUUCCUGAUCACAGAUGAUGUGAAGGCAGCUGAAGAGAUUGGAAAUGAAACGUGGGGUGCUACAAAGGGUCCUGAGAAGAAGAUGAAAGAAGAACAGGAUGAGAAGAAAAGGAAAGAGGAAGAGGAGAAAAACAAGGAGCAGAGCACAGAAGCUGAUGAAGAUGAAGAAGAGGAAGGAGGAGAGGAAGAGGAGGAAGAUGAGACAGACGAGCUUCCAGAAGAGGAAGGAGAUGAUGAGACAAUUCCCAAGGAUGAACUAUAAAACAUGAAGGGAUUAGUCGGCUUCGGUGAUGGCCAUGAAAUCAUGGAGUACAUUCGUUCAAAAUGUGAUGUCGUUUGAGAUGGGACUCGACCCCACUCAUGAUGUCACGGGGGGACCAAAGGCAGUCCUCAACUCAUAGAUUAAUUUAAAAGGCAUAAUUUCACGAUUUUAUCUCUUGCGUCCAGCCGCUUAAAGAGUCCAAUUUGUUUUUUUUUUAUUGAAAUGUCUUAUUCUCUCUAGUACCAGAAGUCUGAUGUUAGUGACCUACAUGAGUAAUCACCUAAAAUCAUUUUUUGUGCCUUACGUAGUUAAAGUAGAUGAUUUUAAAAGGUGGAGAUUUCUCAUGUAUUAUCAGUCUUUCUGUACAUCUACAUUAAGGGUGAUGGUCUCUGUUGUGUUAAGCUGGAAUGAAGGAACUAGUCUGAAUUACUAAAGUUUACAUUUGUGCUUGUAAAAAAAGAUUUCUGGACACAUUUUACACAAUUUACAGCCUGCAUAGUUGUUUUUCCACAUUACAAAGUUGUUGCAGCUACAAUGAAAUGGAAUUGGGGAAAUUUCCCCCCCUGUUAUUUACAAGACAGGAAAUUCAUUCUGCUUGUAUUUCAUGAAUGGCCCAGUAAGUGUUUAUACUAUAGUGCAAAUGUAAUUUAAUUUAAUUUAAUUACAUCAUGUUUCUUUGGCACUGAUUUUUUAUUGUUUUUUUUACUGGAUGCUGUGGUUAUUAAUUUCCUAAACAAGAUGUUCAGUAAGAUUCCUUUUAUUUUCCAGCUCUAUUUAUUACAUUAGACAAAUAGUUUUGCGUUACAAAUGGUUCUAGGAGUAACAUUAAGUAACUGAUGCAGUUUUUUAAAUAAAUUACUAAACUUUUUGUUACUUGAAAGUCAGAUCAUAUGUAUAAAAGGGAAGUGGUAAGACACUUUUAGAGAUUAAGACCACAACAAAAUAAUCCUUUACACACUGUGAACUCAAAAUGUUAAUAUUGAAACGAUACUGAAAAUCCUGUUAAGUGACAUUAAACUGCCUUUUUUACACAUCAAGAGUUGUAAUUAAUGCCAAAGGUUUAAUAAAGAAAUUUAUUGAAAAAUCAA
Paramisgurnus dabryanus is the source of this 2431-nucleotide messenger RNA. It is a transcript of the gene calr3b, whose product is annotated as calreticulin 3b. Gene Ontology annotation, molecular function: calcium ion binding. Gene Ontology annotation, biological process: protein folding; ERAD pathway. Lineage: Eukaryota; Metazoa; Chordata; Actinopteri; Cypriniformes; Cobitidae. The record is from RefSeq and is a predicted model, not a curated record. Gene Ontology annotation, cellular component: endoplasmic reticulum membrane; endoplasmic reticulum.